AUGUCCUCCUGGCAACCCGCCCCCGAAUCGUUGCAGCAGCUUGCAACAUGCCUCAAAGACUCUCUCAGCGGUUUCGAUAAGUCUGCUCAGAAGCAGGCUGACUUGAUGCUUCAGCAAGCCAAGAAUUCGCCUGACAUCAACAACUACCUUGCCUUCCUCUUCUCGAGCUCUUCACCUCCCAAUGGCCUCCAAUUCUCAGAGCAGGACUUCCACCUGGUGCGGUCCGCCGCCGGUAUCAUGCUCAAGAACAACGUUCGAAGCGAAUGGAAGAGCAUUCCCGAAGACAGCCUUCAACUCAUCAAACUCGCCGUGCCCAUCUGUCUGCAAGAUAAAAACUCCCAGAUCCGCAACUUCGCUGGAAACAUUGCGACCGAGAUCGUCAAGCGCGGGAGUUUGCUAAGCUGGCCUGAGUUGCUCCCUCAGCUGCUUGAUUUGGUUGGCAACUCUUCAGGACAGACUUCGAACGAGGCCCAGGAGGGUGCUAUGUCUGCCCUGGCCAAGAUCUGUGAGGACAACUACCGUCAGUUGAUCAAGGAGGUCAAUGGUCAGCGCCCUCUCAACUACGUUCUUCCCCAGUUCAUCGCGGCUACUAAGAGUCAGCUGCCCAAAGUCAGAGCUGGUGCUCUGACAGCUAUUAAUGUUUUUACGCCUCGGGAGUCUCAGGCGAUGCUUAAUUCUAUUGAUGAUCUCCUCCAGCACCUGUUCAUCCUGGCCGGCGAUAACAACGUCGACGUCCGACGACAGGUCUGCCGUGCCUUUGUUCACCUCGUCGAGACUCGCCCCGACAAGCUCCAGCCACACAUCAGCGGUCUUGUCGACUACAUCAUAACUCAGCAGAAGGGCGACGACGAAGAGUUGGCAUGCGAAGCUGCCGAGUUUUGGCUGGCUGUGGGCGAACACGAUAACCUGUGGAGGGCAUUGGAGCCUUACAUCCACAAGAUCAUCCCUGUCCUUCUCGAAUGCAUGGUGUACAGUGGUGAGGAUAUUGCUCUCCUUGGAGGUGCUUCUGAUGACGAGGAGGAGGAGGAUCGCGAAGAGGAUAUUCGCCCUGCAUUUGCCAAGAAGGCUCUCCAACGAAAGGCCAACGGAGAAGUUGGCGAGAACGCCGAUCAGCCUCAAAACGGAGGCUUCGAGAAGCUUGGCGGCAUGGAUGAUGAUCUUGAGGAGGGUGAAGUCGACGACUACGAUGACGGCGAUGAUGCCAACCCCGACGAGAGAUGGACCAUCCGCAAGUGCUCCGCCGCCGCUCUCGAUGUUUUCGCCCGCGACUUCCAGGCGCCAGUCUUCGAGGCCAUCUUCCCCUAUCUGUCACAGCAUCUGAAGCACGAUGAGUGGCCUCAACGAGAGGCUGCCGUUCUGGCCCUGGGCGCCGUUGCCGAUGGAUGUAUGGACGUUGUUGUCCCUCAUCUGCCUGAGCUUGUGCCUUACCUCAUCUCCCUGCUCGAGGACAACGAACCCGUUGUACGACAGAUUACCUGCUGGACCCUGGGUCGGUACUCUCAAUGGGCCGCGACAUUGGAGGAUAAGGAUAAGGACCAAUUUUUCCUUCCUCUGAUGGACGGUAUCCUUCGCCAUAUGUUGGACAAGAACAAGAAGGUUCAAGAAGCAGCUGCUUCUGCUUUUGCCAACCUCGAGGAUAAGGCAGGAAAGAUCCUCGAGCCUUACUGCGGUCCCAUCAUUCAGCAAUUCGUUCUCUGUUUUGCCAAGUACAAGGACCGAAACAUGUACAUCCUUUACGACUGUGUACAGACUUUGGCAGAGCAUAUCGGACCUGUCCUGGCCACACCUGAUCUGUCGAGUAAGCUUAUGCCUGCCUUGAUCAAUCGAUACAACCACGUGUCGGAUCAAUCACGGGAGCUGUUCCCUCUGUUAGAGUGCCUCUCUUAUGUGGCGAUGGCACUCGGAGAUGCGUUCGCUUCCUACGCUGAGCCGAUCUUCCUGCGAUGUGUUAACAUUAUUCACAUGAACCUGGAGCAAACGUUGGCAGCUGCUAACAACCCGGUGCUCGACCUGCCUGAUAAGGAUUUCCUUGUCACAAGUCUGGACCUGCUCAGUGCUAUCAUUCAGGCUCUUAACGACGACAAGUCUACCGUCUUGGUCAAGAGCUCUCAGCAAUCUUUCUUCGAGCUUCUCAGCUUGUGUAUGGAAGACCCUACUGAUGAGGUCCGCCAGUCUGCCUAUGCAUUGUUGGGAGAUUGCGCCAGAUAUGUUUAUUCUCUACUGCAACAGUAUCUCCCCACGAUUCUUCCCAUCUUGCUCAAGCAGCUUGAUAUGGACAGCGUUCUCGAUGAGGAUAUGGACAGUGGCUUCGGCGUCGUCAACAACGCAUGCUGGUCAGUUGGUGAAAUUUCCAUGCAACACAAGGAGAACAUGGGCCCCUGGGUUCAAGAGCUUCUCCAGCGAUUCGUUGAGAUUAUGACCAACCCCCGCGUUCCCAAGGCUCUUAAUGAGAAUGCCGCGAUGGCCCUGGGUAGACUUGGUCUGGACAACUCUGAACAACUGGGACCACACCUGUCCACUUUUGCUGAGGAAUGGAUCAGCAUCAUGAGUGAGGUCGAGGCUACUGAGGAGAAGGCGACAGCUUUCAAGGGAUUCUCCAUGAUUGUAGGACGAAACCCUCAGGCUAUGGAGAAGGAGUUGCUCAACUACUUCACUGCCAUCGCUAGAUAUCGUGAUAUGAGUCUGAAGAGUCCAGUCAGACAAGAACUGCACGAUGUCUUCCAGAAGGUUAUCGAUAUUUACAAGCAAAUGAUUCCCGAGUUUUCCAGCUUUAUUGGUCAGUUGCAGCAGCGUGACCGACAAGCUUUGGAGCAACACUACUCGCUCUCAUAG
This is a messenger RNA of Fusarium coffeatum, 2832 nucleotides long. RefSeq lists its product as uncharacterized. Bases 1 to 2832 code for a protein of 943 amino acids. NCBI's taxonomy places the organism in Eukaryota, Fungi, Ascomycota, Sordariomycetes, Hypocreales, Nectriaceae. Gene Ontology annotation, cellular component: nucleus; cytoplasm. The transcript is spliced from 3 exons. Gene Ontology annotation, molecular function: small GTPase binding; nuclear import signal receptor activity. The record is from RefSeq and is a predicted model, not a curated record. Gene Ontology annotation, biological process: protein import into nucleus.